Emys orbicularis (European pond turtle) is the source of this 2463-nucleotide messenger RNA. It is a transcript of the gene FGFR1, whose product is annotated as fibroblast growth factor receptor 1. The transcript is spliced from 19 exons. Gene Ontology annotation, biological process: fibroblast growth factor receptor signaling pathway; protein phosphorylation; positive regulation of kinase activity. Gene Ontology annotation, cellular component: signaling receptor complex; plasma membrane. Lineage: Eukaryota; Metazoa; Chordata; Testudines; Emydidae. Bases 1 to 2463 code for a protein of 820 amino acids. Gene Ontology annotation, molecular function: ATP binding; fibroblast growth factor binding; fibroblast growth factor receptor activity. The record is from RefSeq and is a predicted model, not a curated record.
AUGUUUACCUGGAGGUGCCUCCUCUUUUGGGCUGUGCUGGUCACAGCCACGCUGUGCACUGCAAGGCCAGCACCAACCCUGCCAGACCAAGCCCAGGGAUGGAGCUCGAAAAUUGAAGUGGAGUCGCAUUCGGCUCACCCUGGCGACCUCCUCCAAUUGCGCUGCCGGCUACGGGACGAUGUCCAGAGCAUCAACUGGGUGCGAGACGGGGUCCAGCUGUCAGAGAACAACCGGACGCGCAUCACUGGGGAGGAGGUAGAGGUCAGGGACGCUGUGCCUGAGGACUCAGGGCUCUAUGCCUGCAUGACCAACAGCCCCUCAGGGAGCGAGACCACCUACUUCUCCGUUAAUGUCUCAGACGCUCUUCCAUCCGCUGAGGAUGACGACGACGAUGACGACUCCUCCUCGGAGGAGAAGGAGGCAGAUAACACCAAACCGAACCGGAUGGCUGUGGCUCCCUACUGGACAUACCCCGAGAAGAUGGAGAAGAAGCUCCAUGCUGUCCCAGCUGCCAAAACGGUGAAGUUCAAGUGCCCGUCGAGCGGGACACCCAGCCCCACGCUGCGCUGGCUGAAAAACGGCAAGGAGUUCAAGCCCGACCACCGCAUCGGUGGAUACAAGGUCCGCUACGCAACCUGGAGCAUCAUCAUGGACUCAGUGGUGCCGUCCGAUAAAGGCAACUACACCUGCAUCGUGGAGAACAAAUAUGGGAGCAUCAACCACACCUACCAGCUCGACGUAGUGGAGAGAUCACCUCACCGGCCCAUCCUCCAAGCUGGGCUGCCCGCUAACAAGACCGUGGCCCUGGGCAGCAAUGUGGAGUUUGUGUGCAAAGUUUACAGCGACCCACAGCCCCACAUCCAGUGGCUGAAGCACAUAGAGGUCAAUGGCAGCAAGAUCGGACCCGAUAACUUACCCUACGUGCAGAUCCUGAAGACGGCUGGAGUUAACACAACAGACAAAGAAAUGGAAGUCCUUCACUUAAGGAAUGUCUCAUUUGAGGAUGCUGGGGAGUAUACAUGUUUGGCGGGUAAUUCUAUUGGGAUCUCCCAUCACUCUGCAUGGUUGACAGUUCUCGAAGCUAUUGAAGACAGGCCGGCCAUGAUGACCUCAUCGCUGUAUCUGGAGAUCAUCAUUUACUGCACGGGGGCCUUUCUCAUCUCCUGCAUGGCGGUGACCGUCAUCAUCUACAAGAUGAAGAGCACCACCAAGAAGACCGACUUCAACAGCCAGCUGGCCGUGCACAAGCUGGCCAAGAGCAUCCCGCUGCGCAGACAGGUGUCAGCAGACUCCAGCUCCUCCAUGAACUCAGGGGUGAUGCUUGUCAGGCCCUCGCGACUCUCCUCCAGCGGUACCCCAAUGCUGGCAGGCGUCUCGGAAUACGAGCUUCCCGAAGACCCUCGGUGGGAGCUCCCCAGGGACAGGCUCAUCCUGGGUAAGCCUCUGGGUGAAGGCUGCUUUGGGCAGGUGGUUCUCGCUGAAGCCAUCGGCCUGGACAAGGACAAGCCAAACCGAGUGACUAAAGUGGCAGUCAAGAUGCUGAAGUCUGAUGCUACGGAGAAGGAUUUAUCUGACCUGAUAUCUGAGAUGGAGAUGAUGAAAAUGAUUGGCAAGCACAAGAACAUCAUCAACCUCCUGGGAGCCUGCACUCAGGAUGGUCCACUCUAUGUGAUCGUGGAGUAUGCGUCCAAAGGCAACCUGCGGGAGUACCUGCAGGCCCGGCGGCCCCCCGGCAUGGAAUACUGCUACAACCCGACCCACCUCCCUGAGGAGCAGCUCUCCUUUAAGGACCUGGUGUCCUGCGCAUACCAGGUGGCCAGGGGGAUGGAAUAUCUGGCAUCCAAAAAGUGCAUCCACAGAGACCUGGCUGCCAGGAACGUCCUGGUGACGGAAGACAAUGUGAUGAAGAUCGCAGACUUCGGCCUGGCCCGGGACAUCCACCACAUAGAUUACUACAAGAAGACGACUAAUGGUCGCUUACCAGUGAAGUGGAUGGCACCGGAGGCCUUGUUCGACCGAAUAUACACCCAUCAGAGCGACGUGUGGUCCUUCGGCGUGCUGCUGUGGGAGAUCUUCACACUGGGUGGCUCGCCGUACCCCGGGGUGCCCGUUGAGGAGCUCUUCAAGUUGUUGAAAGAAGGCCACAGAAUGGACAAGCCCAGCAACUGCACCAAUGAGCUAUACAUGAUGAUGCGAGAUUGCUGGCACGCAGUCCCAUCCCAGAGACCCACCUUUAAGCAGCUGGUAGAAGACUUGGAUAGGAUCGUGGCCAUGACCUCCAACCAGGAAUACCUGGAUCUUUCCAUGCCGCUGGACCAGUAUUCUCCCAGUUUCCCAGACACCCGCAGCUCCACCUGUUCCUCGGGGGAGGACUCAGUUUUUUCCCAUGAUCCCCUUCCAGACGAACCUUGUCUUCCCAAGUACCCGCAUCAGCACGCCAACGGUGGACUUAAACGACGCUGA